Molecule: messenger RNA, 1528 nt
Organism: Culex pipiens pallens (northern house mosquito)
Lineage: Eukaryota; Metazoa; Arthropoda; Insecta; Diptera; Culicidae
Gene: Gcat
Product: 2-amino-3-ketobutyrate coenzyme A ligase, mitochondrial
Exons: 4
Coding region: 179-1471 (430 amino acids)
Biological process (GO): biosynthetic process; L-threonine catabolic process
Molecular function (GO): glycine C-acetyltransferase activity; pyridoxal phosphate binding
Source: RefSeq, a predicted model, not a curated record
AGCGAGAGCAGUCGGUAGUCCUUGGUAACAACUGAAAAAGUCCCCGCUUAGAAACCAGCGAUCUGAUAAACAACAUAAAUUGAUCCAAUUUCGCCGAGUUAAUCAAUUAUACUAGUGUGUGCCAUCCGCGAGGUUGAAGUUUAAGAGUUCUUUAGGUUUCAGUGAUCGGCAAAAGAAGAUGUUGCUUUCCAAGCAGUUGAUUUGCAAAAGUGCAUCGGCGAGAGCCAACCUUUACACGCCGAUUGCGUGCUUCGCCAGCGCGGCAGCGCCUUCAACUCCCGCCAACAGAGCCUUCCGCCAGAUCAUCCAAACCCAGCUGGACGACAUCCAGCAGGCCGGCACGUACAAGAAGGAGCGCGUGAUCGUGUCCCCGCAGGCAACGGCCAUCAACGUGGAGGGCUCCCAGGGCAAGAUUUUAAAUUUUUGCGCCAACAAUUACCUGGGAUUGGCUUCCAACGAAGAGGUGGUCAAGUUUAGCAAGAACGCCCUCGACGAGUACGGGGCCGGGUUGAGUUCGGUUCGGUUCAUCUGCGGAACGCAGGACAUCCACAAACAGCUGGAGCGGAAGCUGUCCGAGUUUCACCAGCGCGAGGACACCAUUCUGUACGCGUCCUGUUUCGAUGCCAAUGCCGGGAUCUUCGAGGCCGCUCUGACUCCGGAGGACGCCGUGUUUUCGGAUGAACUGAACCAUGCAUCGAUCAUCGACGGAAUCAGGCUGUGCAAGGCCAAGAAGGCACGCUAUCUGCAUCGGGAUAUGAAAGAUUUGGAGGAGAAGCUCGCAUCGACGGAUGCUCGCGUCAAAAUGAUCGUGACCGACGGUGUGUUCUCGAUGGACGGCAAUGUGGCACCGCUUCCGGAAAUCUUCGGGCUGGCAGACAAGUAUAACGCUCUCACGUUCGUUGACGAUUGUCACGCGACGGGCUUCUUCGGACCGACGGGUCGUGGCACGGAAGAGUUUUACGGGAUGCUGGGUCGUUGCGACAUCAUCAACUCAACUCUGGGAAAAGCCCUCGGAGGCGCGGCCGGUGGCUACACCACGGGACCCCGGGAACUCAUUGACCUCCUCAGACAAAAAUCCCGUCCCUACCUGUUUUCCAACUCUCUGCCGCCGCCAGUGGUGGCCAGCGCCGCCAAGGUCAUCGAUAUGCUCAUGAGCUCCAACCAGCUGACGGCCCGUGUCCAGAGCAACACGAAACGCUUCCGAAUUGCCAUGACCAAGGCCGGCUUCAAGAUCGCCGGCAUGGAUCAUCCGAUCAGUCCGGUCAUGCUGGGAGACGCGAAGCUUGCGUCGGUUUUCGCAGAUGAAAUGUUGAAGCGUGGCAUCUACGUUAUUGGGUUCAGCUAUCCUGUGGUUCCCAAGGGAAAGGCUCGGAUUCGGGUUCAGCUGUCGGCGGCGCACACCGAGGAGGAGAUUGACCGGGCUGUGGCUGCGUUCGUCGAGGUGGGGAAGCAGCUGAGAGUGGUGGCUUGAAGAAGUAUAGCGGGGGUGUGUAAGGAGGCAAAUAAAAGACAAAUCAUCUGUUUGAUU